AUGCCGGUUGAAGCUUUGGGGGCGGAAGAACAAUGUACAAGAAUGAUUUUCGGUAAGCUAAGACAGGUCGUUACUCAAAAAUUUGGGUAUGGGAUCAAAGAAAAUAGAGCUUUUAAAGUCGCUAUAAGUACUAUGAGUGCCAAAGAUUUGGAAAGAAUUAUAAGAAAUGGAGCUUUGUAUCAUAUAAAAAGAAUUUAUAGGCAAUUUUUUGCACGUGGUGAAACGGUUGUUGUUAGAGUAUCGGAAGGACUUUUGAAAGGUAGAAGGCUCGUUGGUAGCGCACUUUGUCCCUGGGCCUUAAACGAAGAUAAUCCUUACGAUGCAGCUUUUAAAUUAGGUAGAGCUUUCGGUCUCGAAACAAAAGAUCCAAAAGUUUUAGUGGAUUUUCUUAGGAAAAUAUCCGCGUGCGUUUUAACUAAAAAACAAAGCGUGGCCGUUUCCGAAACGAACAAACGAGAAUGUCUUCCGUUUCCAUUUUUGCCUUGCAUCGAACAACCAUCGCCGAAUGCUUUUCUCACUGAACACCCGUUGAAAAUUCUUGAAAAAAAUGCCAUCGCGAGCGACGUACCUUACAUUACUGGUAUCAACGAAAUGGAGGGAGUCAUUCUUUUGAAACCUGUCGUCGAUAAACUUCCACCGAUACAAGUAAUAGAAAAAGAUUUCGAAAGAUUAGUACCCAGAUUUCUCGGACUCAAACACGGAACGGAAAAAUCAAAAGAAGUCGCAUCGAAAAUUAGACAAUUUUAUUUUAAAAAUCGAAAAUUUGACAAAAAAACAUACAGAGAAUAUUGUGACUUAAUAACGGAUACGUAUUUUCUACAAGGAAUGCAUACGACGACAAGAUUGCAUUCAAAAUGGUGUAAAUCCCCCGUAUAUAAUUAUUAUUUUGUUUUCGAAGGGGAUUUUGGUUUAUUAAAAAAAAUUAUCAAUUUAAAAAGUAUUCCAGGUCCAGUUCAUGCAGAUGAUCUCGGAUACCUGUUUCACAUUCCUGUUAUUGGGCCAAAUACCGAUCCGAAAACACGCGAAAUGAAAUUCAGUAAAAAAAUCGUACGAUUAUGGACAAAUUUUGCUAAACACAGAAAUCCCACUCCUUUUCCAGCGGAUCCCGUUUUACAUGAUUUAAUAUGGAAACCUUUCAGUGAAGAAAACAGUGAUUGUCUGAUCAUGGGGGAUCAUUUUCAAUGGGUAGCGGGAUUAAUAAGACUUAUGAGAAUAUUUUUACGUUUUAUCAUGACUCCUCGAAUCGUAUGA
Pediculus humanus corporis (human body louse) is the source of this 1251-nucleotide messenger RNA. Its product is annotated as Bile salt-activated lipase precursor, putative. Lineage: Eukaryota; Metazoa; Arthropoda; Insecta; Psocodea; Pediculidae. The transcript is spliced from 9 exons. The coding region runs from base 1 to 1251 and encodes 416 amino acids. The record is from RefSeq and is a predicted model, not a curated record.